AUGGGACGACUUGAUAGAUACCAUAUUAUUGUUGUUACGACUUACUUCAACACUUUAGAAGACUUUGUUGAGAUCACUUUAGUGUGUAAAAAAUAUAAACAAAUAACAGAAGAGUUUCAUUUCAAUCCAUUUCCUCUUACUCGUAAAACAAUUUUUUAUUUUCCAAAUAUAGAGACAUUACAUCUUUGGAAGUUAAAUCAUGAACAUUUUGGUAAUGAUAUAACAAUCAAAAAAACUUCUAAAAAGAUAUGUAAAAUGGAUUCAAAGCGGAACAAAAUGUUUUUCAAAAUAAUUGUAUGGUACCCAGUGACUUUUAAAGUCUCAAAAACACUUGAAAACACAAACUUUGUGUUCAAAAAUGUUUUGUACACACUGAAAGACCGAAAAAGCAAUGGCUUUACAAUACCUAAUGAAGUCAAUUGUUUGUCUGACUAUUGUUUUUGUGGAUGCAACUUAUUGGCAAAUAUUAUUAUUCCACAAAAAGUUACUUCUUUGGGCAAUUCAUGUUUCCAUGAUUGUAGAUUACUCUCCAAAAUAAUAUUGCCUAUUAACAUCAAAUCACUUGGUCAAUACUGCUUUAGUCAUUGUUAUUCAUUGACAUCAAUUGAUAUACCAAAAGAUGUUACAUAUGUAGGACCACAUUGUUUUGAGUUUUGUGCCAAUUUGGAAAUGUGCAGAUUUCUUGGGACAGUGAGUGACAUUGGGGACAACUGUUUUGUGUUUUGUGAGAAACUUAGAGAAGUUGAAAUUUCAGUGGAAAUAAAAAAUGAUUUUUUUAAGAAUAAUUUUGGAAAACACACAACGUUUAAAGUCAGAAUACACACAACGCCAAGAGAUGGAGUUGAAAUUGAAAAAUUUGAAAUUGAAAACAAAAAAGAAGUUAUUGAAAAAUUCAAAGAAAAAAUAAAAAAUAAAAUGAUGGUAAAUUGUAAAAUCGUUUAUAUUUGA
Entamoeba invadens IP1 is the source of this 948-nucleotide messenger RNA. RefSeq lists its product as hypothetical. Bases 1 to 948 code for a protein of 315 amino acids. NCBI's taxonomy places the organism in Eukaryota, Evosea, Mastigamoebida, Endamoebidae. The transcript has a single exon. The record is from RefSeq and is a predicted model, not a curated record.